CAGGCACACAAAUGCUAGUAACGCCGUCAGGUCUGACUACUGGAGCUCUGUCAGCGCUGAAGACAAGCGAAGGAAACGCUCUUAUCGUAGACAGUCAAGAUUUGCCCAGUGAGGUCCGAGCAUACGACACCCAGAGGGAACAGGCUUCAGUAGACUGAUGGACACACUGCACUAAUACACUCUGUCUGGAUCGCAGUCUGGCCGAUUGACACACUUGCUGAACACACACACUAACACACUCACGCUCACACACACUACCACUGACUACCUGUAAGUGGGUGGGAUAAAUGGCUGACAAACAGAUCAGCUUGCCUGCCAAGCUGAUUAACGGGGGCAUCGCUGGGAUAGUGGGAGUGACAUGCGUGUUCCCCAUCGACCUCGCCAAGACCCGCCUGCAGAACCAGCAGAAUGGAUCCCGCCUUUACACCAGCAUGUCAGACUGCCUUAUCAAGACCAUCCGGUCAGAAGGGUACUUUGGGAUGUACAGAGGUGCUGCAGUGAAUCUGACCCUGGUCACCCCGGAGAAAGCCAUCAAACUCGCAGCUAAUGACUUCUUCAGGCAUCACCUGACCAAAGACGGGAAGCUGACUCUAGUCAAAGAGAUGUUGGCAGGCUGUGGGGCAGGUACAUGUCAGGUCAUCGUCACCACGCCCAUGGAGAUGCUCAAGAUACAGCUGCAGGACGCUGGCAGGAUCGCCGCCCAAAGGAAGCUGAUGCCGGAGACCGUGGCCCCAGGGGGCCCUGUGGAGAUGAAGAGCCCCACCGCCAUGCAGAUCACACGAGAACUACUGCGCUCCAAAGGCAUAGCCGGCCUGUACAAGGGCCUCGGAGCCACACUGCUCAGGGAUGUGCCGUUCUCUAUGGUCUACUUCCCCUUGUUUGCGAACCUGAAUGACCUGGGCAAGCGAGGAGUAGAGGGCCCCGCCCCCUUCUACGUCUCCUUCGUGUCAGGCUGCAUCGCCGGCAGCACUGCGGCUGUGGCUGUCAACCCUGUCGAUGUGGUAAAGACCAGGUUACAGUCUCUGAGUCGGGGUAGUCAGGAGGACACCUACUCCGGAGUGAGCGACUGUGUCAGUAAGAUCCUGCGUAACGAGGGUCCUGGCGCCUUCCUGAAGGGGGCGUACUGCCGCGCCCUGGUCAUCGCACCGCUCUUCGGAAUCGCACAGGUUGUCUACUUCCUGGGUGUUGGAGAAGCCAUCCUCAGCUACCUGCCAAAGCGGGAAAAAUAGCCAAUCAGCUCCCUGCUACCAACCUAUACUCCGCCCCCACCCCUCCACCUUCAAUCGUCACUACCCAUCAUGCAUUGCACCAGACCUCGGCUCCACAUCAUCUCAUGACAGAAGCUUCUGAUUGGUGCAGGGUCAAGAUGUGAAGAGGACCAUCCACUUUUGGAGUUUUUUUUUAUGUGUUGAUUAACUUUUAAUUUGAUUUUGUUUGUUUGUUUUUUGUCUUGUUUUGUUUGUUUGUUUAUUUGGAGAUGGACAGUGUUGUCUUAGCCAAGCUGCCUCUGGAGGCCAUGUUGUCUCUGGCUUCCUGUUAUAACUCAACUCAAUGCCACAAAUUGUUCUGAUUGGCUGGACUGGUCCAGAUCUGCUCCUUUAUUGGCUGGAGAACCUUUAUCCUGAUUUGGCUGUAGACAAAGAAAGCUCCCUCUCUCUCUCUUUCCCUCUCUCUCUUUCUCUCUCUCUCUUCAUCUCUCUCUCUCUCUCUCUCUCUCUACACGCAUAAUAAGUCAGCUGGAUGAGAGUGAGUCUGCUAAAAUGUCAGGCAAAGCAAAACAGCAUCUCUUCCACUGAAAGCACCAGUCAGAGCCUCUCAAACACACAUGCAUGCGCACACACACACACACACACACACACACACCUGAGGGUGUUUGAAGCCUUCAGUGUGUCUGUCUGAAUUUGACAGCUCAUCACUCAUGAGCAGAGCUGUGCUGGGUAGGGUUUGUAAAGGCCUUUACUGGUGUCUCCAUCUCACCAGUCUAUUUUGAUCCUCUGGGGCUUCCGUACCAGUCUCCAGAAUUUCACCCAGGCCUAGCCCUUCAGUGAUUGGCUCUCUUAAAUUUCACUCGUCACCCCUGUAGUCACUUCAACAUGAACUGGCCUGUGGCUGCACUGAAGCCGUCGAUACAUUCCAAACUGGCGUUCUGUCCAAAUGAGAUUUUAAUCGGGAAACAAAUUGUCAUGAAUUUAUGCAUGUUUUUGGAUGUUGUUGUUGUGUUAAUGCCUGAGAAAGAUACCCCAUAUCAGCUUGCCCGCACUGGCACAGACACACAUAGCCAGAUCCUUUCCAUUGUUGAGGCACAAAGUUUGUGUGUGUGUGUGUCUGUGUGUGGACAUGUGUGCCUUUAUGUUUGUGUGUGUCUGUGUGUGUGUGUGUGUGUCUGUGACUAAUGAGGGCCAUCUGGAGUUGAAUACUGCUCUGGCUUGUGUGUGUGUGUGUGUGUGUGUGUGUGUGUGUGUGUGUGUGCUCUGUGGAACCAGGCUGCCACAUCACACACACUCUCCCUCUCAGAUGUGGGGCCUGAGUUACAGACGCCCAGACGAGUGUGUGUGUGUGUUUGUGUGAGAUGCUCUGAAGUCGGAGCGGCAGAAAGCACUAACAAUGUAAACUUAGCAUGAAGGAAAUCAUGACCAGAUGAUGCUACCGUGACCAUAGCAACAGAAUGAAUGAAUGAACCACAAAAAUGAAUUGAUUGGUGAUCAGUUAGUGCUGUCACUAUGUUGAUGCCUUUGGUGUUUGUUGGUUUGUGUUGUUUUGUUGUUUGGUUUGAUUUGUUUUGACUUUGCUUCGAGCAAAAAGCUGCCGUGCUGCAACACGUCCAGUAGGUGUGUCUGGCGCAGGGCAUUAUGGGAGGCCUGCCAUUGGUCGCCUUGCUCAGAGCUCAAGGUGACCUUGAAGGUGACUCUCGCAUCAUAUCCUGUCACGUCUCCCCUGCCUGGCAACCACUGGGGCCCCGGGCAUCAGCACGACCCACAAUGCACCUGUGCUGAGCCUCUUUCUGGCACCAAACCCUCGGAUGGGGAGAACCUGUUCAGUCAUGUUCCUUACAUGCUCUAAAUAUAUAUUAACAUACAUAUAUAUCUAUAUAUCUAUAUAUUUGUAUCUAUUGUUUUGAAUGUGUCUGUGUUGCGUGUGGUUCUCUAUGAUUCAGUAUAUUGUAUAUGCAGAUGAUAUGAAAUUCUAUGUUGCUUCUGUUGAUUUUGAUGGAUCUUAUUUUUGAUGUUUUAUGUUUUUAAAAGCUUUUUUGCACACCUACCUCUCCCCCCUCUCCCCUUGUUGGAAGCUUCAGUUGACCUUUGGGAGCAGAAACACAGAGGACAGAAAGAGACGGAGGGAGAGCGUGUGUGUGAGGGAUUAUUGGUGUUCUGUUGAACCCGUGUACACAAACAACCUCACUAGCCCAAGAGGCUAACGUUUCAGCUCCUAUUCCAAGUGCUUUAGCCUACACACCAGACUCAUAUAUUGUGUCUGCUCGAUGAAGCUAUCUGAUGCAAAUCUGUUAGAUAUUAGCUUAGCUUAGCGCACACUGCUAACAAGCUCAGCACAAGUUGAGAGGGCAAUAGUAUACGGUAUGUGGUCCAGGUUUGAUGCCUGAGGGUGUGUAGAUCAGUGUUAACGGUUAAUCACCAUUUGGUUCUGCUCGCUACUAAAGAGCUAGCCUAGCUAACUAAAAGCCAGCUCCCUCCACAGCUAACUGUGAGCACGCUCACCAUCUGCGCUAGUCUGUGGGUGAAGAUAGAGUAAGAGAGCACAGCUGAAAAGUUUGACCUUUCAACUUUGACCUCUGACCCCACUGCUUCCUGUGUCCUGUUGCAGCUGCAUGGUUGGUGUCCACGACCCCUAACCCCUAACAUUCCAGCGGUGAACUCAUCUCAUGUGCAUAUUUGUUUGAUCGCUUGUUUGUUUGUUUGUUUGUGUAUUUUGUGAUCAUGGCUUAUGCUCCAUCAUUUCUUUUUGCGUACGUGUCAUGAUUUUUUUUUUCAUCUUGUUGAUUUUUCAGCUCUGUUGUGUUUUAUAAAAGAUUGCCGGUCUUGGAAUGAUUUUUGUUCUCUCAGCUGUGAACUUGAAAAGGCUGUGAUGUGUACCUGAUGUAUCGUGUACCGAGUGUGUAUGCAGUGGCUGUGUAAAUAUGUGUGUGUCUGAACAUGUGUGUGUGAGAUUGUGCCUAGUGUAGUGUGCUCUGUGAGUUUUUUUGUUUUUUGUUUAUGUGAUACUCAUGGUGUUUGCAGGCUCUCUCCACACUCUUUCUCCUUUUAUCCUCUCCUCCUCUCUUUGCUAUCCCUGUCUUCCCUCCCUCUUUUGGGGAUGGACAAAUGGGGGGUGCUCUUAACACCAAAAACAAUCUUUACAAUCAGAGAAGGAGACAUAUAUUUAAUAUAUGUGUAUGUAUAGAUAUUUAAUGAAGCACAAAGAAUGGCCAGGCACAACUACACUCGCACACAGUGUAUAAGCCCAGUGACGUUACACGCCGGUCCAUCCACACAAAACAGGAAACGUAGAUUAGGGUGUUUUAGGCUCCCAACUCCACAACUUUACGAAGUUUAGGAUAUCUACUUAUUAAAGGACACUUUGGAUCAAAGAAUGUAACUUUGAGACUUAUAAAUAUUAUCACCUUGUGUACUAGAUGUGAGCAAUCCUUAUUGUGUAGUUCAGUAGUUGUUAGGCAAAGACCUGGUAAACAGGCAAGUCUGUGUGACAGAUACACUGACUAAGGAGGUGAACCAGCUUAACGUAUAUGCAAUAAGACAACAGACUUUACCUACACACUACUGCACACACACACACACACACACACACACACUUUCACUCCACCUGAUUCCUCCAAGAGGAACUGUGCAAUCAUGCACUUUACUCACAAGAACCACACACACACACACACAUAGGCCCUUAAAAAAGAAAAGCCUUCUAAAAGAGGGAGCGGGUGUGGACUCACAUGGAUGCACAUAGUCACAAAUGUUUAUGUGUGUGCGUGUGUGUGUGUCCAAUGAAACUGAAGUACUACAAUUGUCUGUAACUGUUUACCAUGCGGCGAGUGGGCAUGCGCACGGAGGCGUGUUGCAUUCCAUGCCACUCAGAUUGUUGUUCAAUAAAAAUGAAUUGACCGAUCCAG
Molecule: messenger RNA, 5113 nt
Organism: Alosa sapidissima (American shad)
Lineage: Eukaryota; Metazoa; Chordata; Actinopteri; Clupeiformes; Clupeidae
Gene: slc25a22a
Product: solute carrier family 25 member 22a
Exons: 11
Coding region: 288-1229 (313 amino acids)
Biological process (GO): aspartate transmembrane transport; L-glutamate transmembrane transport; malate-aspartate shuttle
Molecular function (GO): L-aspartate transmembrane transporter activity; L-glutamate transmembrane transporter activity
Source: RefSeq, a predicted model, not a curated record